This is a messenger RNA of Suillus paluster, 1100 nucleotides long. RefSeq lists its product as uncharacterized. NCBI's taxonomy places the organism in Eukaryota, Fungi, Basidiomycota, Agaricomycetes, Boletales, Suillaceae. Bases 163 to 774 code for a protein of 203 amino acids. The transcript is spliced from 3 exons. The record is from RefSeq and is a predicted model, not a curated record.
CAAGCGGGUGUGAGAAGGUGCCAAGGGGGUAUAGGAUGCUAGAUUACAUGAUAGGCUAUUAGAAGAAAAGACGAACGAGAAGGGAAGGAAAGGAUACUAGCCAGAUCACCUGUGACCCCUACUUCUGGCCCCCCCUUGUAGAUUUCGGAAUGGUAGAGGAGCAUGGCCCAUGAUUGUCACUAUAGUGUCAUCUGCUCUGACAUGCUGGCCUCCCAAAGUACUCGCAAGGAUUCAGACUACUUCUGCGAUGGCUUCAAGUCUGCCAUCGGGGUGGCCAGUACUCAGUUACGUUCUGGCUCGUUUGCAUGUGUGCUUCUGCCGCUUGUCCUGCUAGGCAUUAUUCAUGCGUCUGAAGGCCUUGUCUCCGCUGUGCCAAUGCUACGUCAGUCCCAUGUCAAACCCCAUCCCGUGUACAAGUCUGCAAUGAGUCCCUCGAGCUUUGGCUAUCAUAGUGCCAGGAGCCACAUGCAAUGUAUGAUAUCUACCCGUUUUCGUACUCCUGCACUCGCUACCUGCCAUACCAUACUAUACCCUGCAGCCGCCCCCCUCUUGCACCCUGCUACCCUCAUUACUCACCCUCACCUGCCGGCAUCCUCCUACGCCCUUUCACACCUUCUCGCACAUGGGCCAUCUUGGGAGUGCAGGCAGAGACUCACCUACACCGCUCGGCAGCUCCUCGUCCACCACAAAUAUAAAGCGGGAGCCCUCAGGCUGGUCAGAAUAAGGAUGUCGAGGUCCAUUCUUGCUCUUCACGAGCAUGGUAAUGAAUUGUAGCCAUCCGAUGCGAAGACAGUUACUGUGGACAACAAAAGAAUAAGUAAUGUAAUAACUCCUGACAAGUAAGGUGAUUGGGGGUCUGGCUGGGGGAAAGCCAAACAAAACCCUUUUUGGGCGAAGCUGAUCACUCUGGACUCUCUACUACCGUAACAUAGUAGUACUCUGCUUUGAUCACUCUCAUUGAACUGAUCACUCUCGCUUUCCAUACAGCCUAGACUCGUGACCAGUCCUUCUACUUCAUAUAUAGACGGACUGGUCACCAGCAUAAUCUUAGCGCCUGCAACACAAUCCACAUAACACCACAUAGCAAGGAGUCGCAUUCC